AUGUCCAAUUGGUUUCCCAUGCCUUUGGUCGAAAUUCCAUCUGGCCUUGGUGCUUGCGGAGUACACAUUUUGUGCCCACAUGCAAUCCCAGUACGCAUGCUGGUCCACUUUGCGGUAAGAGGAUACUUGAGUGAAUUGGCCAAAUCUGAACGGAAAAUGGGAAAUUCUGCCGCUCCGUACUCGGCUACACAGCCCGGCUUGGAUGAGGAAGAUUAA
This is a messenger RNA of Protopolystoma xenopodis, 216 nucleotides long. The record is from the annotation of a GenBank genome assembly. Lineage: Eukaryota; Metazoa; Platyhelminthes; Monogenea; Polystomatidea; Polystomatidae.